Molecule: messenger RNA, 449 nt
Organism: Parasteatoda tepidariorum (common house spider)
Lineage: Eukaryota; Metazoa; Arthropoda; Arachnida; Araneae; Theridiidae
Source: RefSeq, a predicted model, not a curated record
AUGGUAUCCUUAAGUAUGCAUCUUUCUGAAGUACACAAGCUAUGGGACUUAGAGUCCUUGGGAAUCACAGAUCCCACUGAAAGAAAAACAACUAAGGAGCUAGACGAAGAAACCGUAACCUUUUUCAAAGAGACAAUUCAAAAAUCUGGUGACAGGUAUGAAGUAGCACUUCCAUGUCUAACAGGACAUCCUCCCCUGUAUGAGGGAUAUGACCAGGCUGAAGCAAGACUACGUACGGUCACUAAGCGUCUUUUGAAAGACAACAACUAUGAACUGUAUAAAAAUGUUUUGCAGCAAUGGAAGGAUGACAACAUCAUAGAGGAAGUGACGGGAAGCGAAAUAUCAAAUUCUAGAGCUUGUUAUUACCUACCACAUCAUCCUGUUAUAAAAUUGUCAAGCUCUACUACUAAGAUCAGACCGGUCUUUGACGCAUCAUACAAACGUCCGGG